This is a messenger RNA of Sitodiplosis mosellana (orange wheat blossom midge), 2913 nucleotides long. RefSeq lists its product as uncharacterized. Gene Ontology annotation, molecular function: long-chain fatty acid-CoA ligase activity. The transcript has 6 exons. Gene Ontology annotation, biological process: long-chain fatty acid metabolic process; fatty-acyl-CoA biosynthetic process. Lineage: Eukaryota; Metazoa; Arthropoda; Insecta; Diptera; Cecidomyiidae. Bases 194 to 1813 code for a protein of 539 amino acids. The record is from RefSeq and is a predicted model, not a curated record.
CAGUCCAACUUAAAUCAGAAAUACAUUCAGUUGUAAAAAUGAAUUUUUUUUUAGCUAAGACUAAAUUGUUAAUUUUAUAAAUUAAACUCUGCACUAUCACUUGCAGUUUGGUUUCGACUGUUUCAUGGUCUAGUAUAUUUUAAAAAUCAAUCAUAAUUUAUUUCUUUUCGAGAAAAGCACAUAUCGCUUAAAAAUGUCUCCAACAAAGUACGAUGCAGAUGCUAAAGAGUGGAGUGGUUGUGAUCUUCCCCCGGUGUAUAAUCCCGAAGUGUCACUAGCUCAAGUAUUGCUAGACGCAUUAACAGCUUAUGGAUCGAAAAUCGCACAAAUAAACGAUAACAAUGGUGUCCAAAUGACAUUUGAUGAAAUUCGCAUUAAAACCGUUCGAGCCGCUAAAAACCUUCAAAAACGUGGAUAUGAACCAAGACAGGUAUUCGGAUUGAUGGCGAAAAAUUCACAUCAUGUUGCGCCAAUUGUGUUUGCUUCGAUAAGUAUUGGCUGUCCAGUCAACACGCUUGAUCCUUCAUUUGGAAAAACCGAGCUUAUUCAUAUGCUGGAAAUGACAAAACCAACUCUAAUGUUCUGCGAUGUUGAGUGCCAUGAUCUUGUGAGAGAAUGUUUUACGGAACUGGGAAACGAUGCAAAAAUAUUCACGUUUGGUGGCAGCAAAGAUGAAACCGAACCAGUGGAGAAUUUAUUUUCCGAAACUCACAACGAAGACGAUUUUAUACCCACGACAGUCGAUGGUGAGAAUGAAACUGCCGCAAUCGUUUGCUCGUCUGGCACAACUGGAUUGUCGAAAGGAGUUUGUUUGUCUCAUGCCGCAUUGCUUGAAAACUUACCUUCGUUUCGUAUUUCAAAGCCGAGUGAUGUGGUGCUAUGCGUUGGUUCACUCUACUGGGUAAGUGGCAUCGCGAUAUUGCUGCGCGGAACAAUAUGUGGCGCAACUCGUAUUAUAACAACUGAAGCCCUUUCGCCAGAACUGCAGCUUCGAUUAAUCGAAAAAUAUAAAGUGACAACUACGGCGAAUGCACCGCAUCAAAUAGUGCUGAUGUUGAAAAGUGAUGAGCUUGCUAAGGCCGAUUUAUCGAGUUUAAAAUCCUGGUUUGUUGGCGGAAGUAAAGUGCCUUUUCAUGUGAAAACCGAAAUGAGUUCUUUUCUUCCAAAUGGAAAUGUGCACGUCGGCUAUGGAAUCAGUGAAAUUGGUGGUGUUGUAGCGCUCGAUUUUCCCCAACCUAGCGGCAAAGAUUGCGUUGGUCGAUUAACCGUUGGAAUCCGUGUUAAAAUUAUUGACGAUCAAGGUCAACGGUGUGAAGUCAAUGUUGAUGGAGAGAUAUGUCUCAAAGUGAAUUAUCGCAUCCUUGGAUAUUAUGGCAAUCAGAAGGCAACCGAUGACCUUUUUGAUGACGAAGGUUUUUACAUGACCGGAGACAUUGGCCACUUCGAUGAAGAUGGAUAUUUGUUUAUUGUCGAUCGGAAGAAGGACAUUUUGAAAUAUUGCAGUUUUCAGAUUUCUCCAUCAGAAAUCGAUGCCUAUUUGAUCGAAUCGCCUGGUAUCAAAUCGGCCUGCGUCGUUGGCAUUCCUAAUGAAUUUGCUACUGAUCUGCCAGCAGCAGUGAUUGUACGGGCUAAUGGGUCGAAUAUUUCAGAGAAAGAAGUUUUCGAUUUGAUUGCAGAUCACUUUGCGGACCAUUACAAACUUCGAGGCGGUGUUUAUUUUGUUGAUUCACUGCCAACAACACCUUCGGGAAAGGUUCUAAGAAGGAAAGUGAAAGAAACUGUAAUUUCCUUAAUCAAAUCAUACAAAGCAUAGUUAUAUUGGAACUAUGCACACAUGGUUCAAGCCAUCCUUGAAGCGUAAACCAUCAAAGUUUCACCGAAAAAUACUUUAAGAAUUCUAGACAUAUAGCCAUCCGUAUUUCCAAAAGUCAAUAAAACGUAUCAAAUAUGGUUCUACAUAAUAUGGUUAUUGAUAUUUGUCAAUAAAUAAUGUGAAAUCGCAUACAUUUGAUAUUUUCAUACAACAAAAACAAUCUUCCUAGUAGAUGUCUUAAUUUCUUAUGUUUUUUUCCUAAACACGUGAUUAUUCCGCGUUAAGACACACAACGUACCGCCAUAGCCAUACACAUGGGAAGAAACGAACGGAAGCGUAUGUUGCAAGUUCACCCGGGAUGAUGUUGAAAUUUUCAACUUGAAAAUAUGCGUUUUUCGAUUGUAAAAUAGUAAUAUAAAAUCAACUUCAUCGCUACGGAUAAAAUAGUAUUUUCCACACGGUUCCUCGUAUUUGAACGGAAAAAUGCUCAAAAAUGUUUCCAAACUUCUAAACAAAACUUGUGCUAAUAUUUUGAUUCUGAUUAUUAGAUGUAGUUCGAUCUAGCGAUAGUUUACUACUUAUUGGGACACUUAGUAUUUUCUUUUAGGUUCACCAUAAACUGAACUGUGCAAUUUAUAGAUAAGAUUUUACUUUAUACGCGUUGUGUUUACGCUUUUGUAUACAAUGAGUGAGCUACGCCGAACAAGCUGAGAUUACUUCAGAUAGAUUCCGCGACCAACCGCUGACUUCAUUGAAAACCGCAAUACACUGGAUCAAGCAUGUGGCUAAAAAUAAGGGUGCUCCACAUUUGAAGAGUGUUGCUGUAGAAUUGCCAUUCUAUGAAUUGUACAAUUUAGACGUUUGGGCAUUCAUUUUUAGUGUCUUAGCAUUGGUCAUAUUCUGUGUGAUCAAAUUAAUUCGAUCGAUUGUUUCGUUUUUCUUCAAAUUAUUUUCACAACCAAAGUUAAAGAAUGCUUAGGUGUUCCAUUUGGCAAACGAGUCAAUCAUUUGAUAUGUUAAGUUUUGUUAAUUACAAUAAAAAUAAAUCACAAAUUGCUUGUAAACUGUGUACUACUUGUUGCAAUAAAGAUAAGAGUUGA